This is a messenger RNA of Tinamus guttatus (white-throated tinamou), 826 nucleotides long. NCBI's taxonomy places the organism in Eukaryota, Metazoa, Chordata, Aves, Tinamiformes, Tinamidae. The record is from RefSeq and is a predicted model, not a curated record.
CCCCUCUCCAACGGUUUUGAAAAUGGAGCCGCUCACAACUACUUAUCCUUUAAAACAUUCCGUGCCCAAAGCCAGGGUCUUUGUUGUUUUUCUGUCGAUGGUUUUGUGCACUGCGGUUCUCUGCCUACUGCAGCUCAAAUUUUUUAAGCCUAAAACCAAAGAUUUUUAUUCUUUUGAAGUCAAAGAUUCACGAGGAAGGAUUGUUUCCUUGGAAAAGUACAGAGGGAAAGCAACUUUGGUUGUAAACGUGGCCAGUUACUGCCAGCACACAGACAAGAACUACCUCACGCUGCAGGAACUGCACAGGGAGUUUGGUCCCUCCCACUUCACUGUGCUCGCUUUUCCCUGCAACCAAUUCGGAGAAUCAGAGCCCAGCUCGAGCCAGGAAAUAGAAGCUUUCGCCAAAGGAAACUACGGAGUAACCUUCCCCGUUUUCCACAAAAUCAAGAUUCUAGGAUCAGAAGCAGAGCCGGCCUUCAAGUUCCUAAUAGAUUCUUCAAAGAAAGAGCCUAGAUGGAAUUUCUGGAAAUAUCUUGUCAACCCAGAAGGUAAAGUUGUGAAGUUCUGGAGACCUGAAGAACCCAUAGCAACUAUCAAGCCAGAAGUAGCAUCCUUGAUCAGACAGAUCAUCAUGAAAAAGAGGGAAGAUCUCUGAAAAAACCAUUCAGCCUGUGAAUCUAUUUGACAGCAGAUGUGCACAACUUCAGUACAUUCCUGGAAAUGCUGCUAGAAGCUAAACCAUCAAGUGAUUUUAUUCUCUUUGGUGUUAGUAUUUUCAGCUCCACUAUGACAACAAAUGAUGGAUUUACUCCUGCAAUAUGUUGAG